Phoenix dactylifera (date palm) is the source of this 1479-nucleotide messenger RNA. The record is from RefSeq and is a predicted model, not a curated record. NCBI's taxonomy places the organism in Eukaryota, Viridiplantae, Streptophyta, Magnoliopsida, Arecales, Arecaceae.
AUGGCAAGCCGAGGCAACCAAAGUCGUUCUAGCGAUGAAGAACCUCGUAGAGAGCGAGAUCUUCGCGAUAUAGAGAAUGAUGAGUUGCGGCGGCAAGUCCAAAAUCUUACCGAAAGGUUGGCUCAUUAUGAACAAAACCCGAGUGAAGAGGAGGGCACCACUAAAGAAGAUCGCAACACCUUCCGUGACCAAAGUUUACGUCGUGGUAGGAGGAGUAACUCUUCUUCAUCUUACCAACAUCAUCAUCAAUUUCGAUUUCCAGACAUCAGGGUAGACAUUCCUGAGUUUGAAGAAAAAAUGCAACCCGACAUCUUUCUAGAUUGGCUUAACACUGUUGAGCGGAUCUUUGACUACAAAGAGGUCCCCGAUGAGCUUAAAGUGAAGAUUGUAGCCAUCAAGCUUCGAAAGCAUGCAUCAAUAUGGUGGGAGCGCCUCAAGUUGCAAAGAGCAAAGGAGGGCAAAACCAAGAUUCGUACUUGGGAGAAAAUGAAGAAAGAGCUUCGCAAAAAGUACCUUCCCGAAAAUUACCUUCAAGAUGCAUUUCUCACUAUGUAUCAAUUCACUCAAGGGAUGCGAACCGUGGAGGAGUACACUGAAGAGUUCGACAAUCUUAUGGUUCGUUGUGGUGUAGUAGAGGCCGAAGAGCAAACAAUAGCUCGUUACCUUAGCGGAUUGAGGCGUGACAUCCAUGAUAUGGUACACCUCCAUUUUUUUAUUUCUCUUAAUGAUGUUAUUAAACUUGCUACUAAGGUGGAACGCCAACUUCAACAACGGCGAGAAAAGGGUUUAACAAAUGCUCCUGGAGGCCGAAAUUUCAAGCAUGAGGGCAUUCCUAACCGGGGGAGUGCAUCGCAAUCUCAUUCAUCUUCUACAUCUAAGCCAACCACUAUGGUGAAAAAAGAUGCUUCAUCUUCUUCUCGGCCAACAUCAUCUCGACCUCAAUGUUUCAAGUGUUCUGGCUAUGGGCACAUUGCUUCUGAGUGUCCAAAUAGAAGAGUGGUUUCUCUUGCCGAAGAAGGUGAUAGUGAAGAAAAUGAGUCAGAUUCUAUAUAUGAUGAAAUUGAAGGAGACAUCACAUAUAGUGAUCAUGGUAAAGCUCUUGUGGUCCGUCGAACCCUGAAUUCAAUACGAAGCGAAGAUGAUCACAUGUGGCUCCGGCACAACAUCUUUCAUACUCGAUGUACGGCUCAUGGCAAAAUUUGCAAUGUUAUUAUCGAUGGAGGAAGUUGCGAGAAUUGCGUCUCAAUGGAGAUGGUGGAAAAGUUGAAACUCAAGACAAAACCUCACCACCACCCAUAUUCUCUUUCUUGGCUCAAGAAAGGAAAUGAGGUAAAAAUUUUCCAACGUUGCCUUGUUCAAUUUUCAAUUGGAAAAAAUUACCGUGAUGAAAUAUGGUGUGACGUGGUUCCUAUGGAUGCUUGCCAUUUACUUUUGGGGAGGCCAUGGUUAUUUGAUAGAAGGAUUAUUCAUGAUGGAUAA